Cydia pomonella (codling moth) is the source of this 7733-nucleotide messenger RNA. RefSeq lists its product as uncharacterized. The record is from RefSeq and is a predicted model, not a curated record. Gene Ontology annotation, molecular function: protein binding. Lineage: Eukaryota; Metazoa; Arthropoda; Insecta; Lepidoptera; Tortricidae. The transcript is spliced from 13 exons. Bases 240 to 7433 code for a protein of 2397 amino acids.
UGUUUUGCAUCAAGAAAAUGCAAUGGCCGCCAUCUUCGACUCUCGUGAAUGUUUUGAUCGUAGUUUCGGACUUUGAGGGCAAUUUUACAAGUGCUAUGCAGUUAUUUGACGGAAAUUGUUUCGCUACACUGUAGGAGUUAUUGUUACGUUCACGCACAGUCACAUGAAAUAAGGUCGGAGGCCGCAGUGGUCUCCUCGGCGUCAUCUCGGGCUUGACCCAAGAUGAUAAUAUUUACAGCAUGUCAGCUUCUCCAGACUUUGAUCCUGCUGCCCGGCAAGAUUACCGGCCGGCCACCUCCAGUGAAAAUGUGUAUGAACAUGUUAUGGAACAUAAAUUAGCAGAUAAUAUGAGUGUACCAAGCAUUAGAACUCCAGUUUUAAGGGCUCUGCCCCUUUCCCCCCCCGAUGGUGACCCUGAACCUGAUUCUACUCACCCUGAAAGUAUUAUUCAGUCCGCACGCAGUAAUAUUGAUAAAGAAGUAGAAUACCACAUUACUGACAAGAGACGGGACACAGAGAUGUCUGUGGAUGCACUAGCUGGACUUGUAAGGAUUGAGGAAGGUCUAGAUAAUGUUGGACGCAUUACUUACCCUAUUAUUCAAGAAGGAGAUGACUCUGGUGAUGGCAACUAUGAAAACACAAGUGCCACUCUCAUCCAGGCUCCACUGAACACUGCAAUUGUUCAGAAUGUCACAAAGCUGCCACAGAAUUUCACUAUAAAUGUAGAUGCCACUGUUAGCAACAUUACAGCUAUUCAAAAUGUAUCACAAGAUGUGGGCAAUCAGACCCUAUGGCUGCCCACUAUUCUCACAAGUGCUGCCCCUACCGACAGCAAAAGUGAAGAGGACAGAUCCCAAUCUGGUCUAUCACAGAUUAUUAUAACCAGUGAAAGCUAUGUCAAUGAUACAAAUCAAUUGGGAAGGCGGACAAAUAUAGUCACGGAGACUAGCUAUGCGAGCCGACCCAAAUCAUCAAAAGUGCAAAUUUUGAGCAACAUAUCUAUCCCAAAGAACACGAGUUAUUCAUCACAGUAUAUAACCCAGGGCAAAGAUCUCGCCUCACCAGUAUAUGGCACACAGAAUCAUGUGUACAAGUUGAGCACUAAUGUGAUGUCACAAAAGCAUUUAAACAAUUCAGUACUAUGCUCGAAGCCUCCAAAGAGUCAGUCUCUAAUCGGCUGCUCUACAUUGUCACCUGCAGUAAUCAGCAGCCCUAUCAAGAAUGUCUCUUAUAGUCACACUUUUACAAAAAGCUCGAAUUUAAAAUCUCUGGGCAAAGUGAACAAUGGUGCUAACUUAAACGCCGUGGUUGCGGCGUCCUCGGGCAACACACAGUGCCAUAUACUAUCGCGGGUUGUCUCGGGCCCUAAUAAGAUGUCUGUUCACUCAGGCAGAAAAUCUGUAAAUACUUUAAAACAGGCAAAAAAUUCUGGACAGCUCUCGGGACAGAAGAAUCAAUCAAGAGCUAUCAAGAUAAUACAGCAGGCAGGCACCGCACAUAAAUCAGAGUCAAAGGCCUGGCCUAUUGCUAGUGUGGCUACAUAUAAGAACCAGCAGCCAAUAUAUGGUGUAGUGGACUCAAACACAUCUAAGAUUAUACAAAAAGUGGGAAGUCCGACACAUAAGAGUCAUCAUCAGAUUCAAAAGUUGCCUUCUAAAGGGGAGAGGUUGGUUCUCCAAUCUCCUUGUGGGCCCGUACUUAUAUCUACAGCACCUAUAAGCACAAGUAUGCCGCGCGGGCCUCACUAUGUACAGUCUGGUGCGACUCCCAACUUAAGAUACGUACAGACAUACACUCCGACAGAUAAUCAGCUCUCUACUGUGUCUCAAGUGUCUGCAAACCAGCAGCUGACUGCACAGAUAUUGCAGUCGCUAGCGCAGCCUAAGCUGAUGCUGCAUCCCAGUGCAAAUUCUCCACUGAUACCACCUCCUCAACCUGUGGAGGAACCCAUGGAGCAAAAACCGAUUAAUCAAAGGAGAAUUGUGUUCGGUGACAAGUCGACACGUUUAACAGCAGACGAUAUAAUCGGCAGCGAGGAGCGGCCGAAUCUAUCGGAAGAAUUACAGCGGUAUACCUUCCACGACCUGGCCAUCGUGAUGUUGGACCACACAUACGCGCUGCCGGUCCAGAAGCAGCCCGCGCCCGCUCCGCCGCCCGCCCCCGCUCCCGUCUAUGCGCCGCCGCUCCCGCUCCCGCUGCCGCCCGCGGUCGUGUCGCCUCCGCCGGCACCGACGCCUCCGAGCCCGUUGAAGAGGCACUCGCCGGUCAUAAUGUCAACCGCGCCUUACGAACCGCCGGCACCUCUGGUAGUACCCAUUCCCGCCGCUCCAGCUCUGCCACUGAGCACUCUGAGUUACAAGCCUCCCCCGAUACAAGAUGACGAUACCGCCUCCGUCAUCUCAUCGAUCGACGGCGACCGUCGCCCCGCCGCCGGCGGCAGCGACACUGAAACCGCACCAGAAGGCGAGGAGGAAGGAAAAACUAGAUGCAUCUGCGAGUUUACACACGACGACGGAUACAUGAUCUGUUGCGACCGCUGCGGCGAAUGGCAGCACGUUGACUGCAUGGGCAUCGACCGUAACAACAUCCCCGAUGCUUACAUGUGUGAACUGUGCCAACCUCGAGCUGUUGACCGAAGGCAUGCGAGAGCGAUUCAGCUACGCAAGCGAGAGGAACUUAGCGCACUCGGCGCUUCAGAUACGGACUCUUCAGAAAGCACCAGGGUGCCCGGAGCGCGUCGCAAGCGACUCCUCACUGUCACCACUUACACUGACACUAGCGGGUCUUGUGUAACUACAUAUAAUUCGGCCUCCCCGGCCGUACCUACCUUACCACCGCUACCUCCCAUGCCGCAGCCGACCCUCACUUUACCAAAACGCGGCCCUAAGCGCCCUAAGAAGGCCGAAGUUGUCAGAAAAGGAACCAAGAGAAAACUCGCAGAAAAGAGGGUCAAACGUAAGAAGGAGCUGAUGAUGAACCGAAGCAAAUACGCCACGACUGUAUCCAGUCAAUCCCAUUGGGGAGAAUCAUUUGAGCAGGCGAUGACUAACCAUUACAGCCCCGAACUGAGGGCAAAAAUAAUGAAAUAUAGCAGUAAACUAGGCAAUACGCCGAACAUGUCCUCCGCUAUAACAGCGCAUUUGUGUACUACUGUGCCGCAUGCGGGAGGGAAAAUCCUUAUUGCGACAAAGGACUUGAAAGAAAACACACCAGUGAUAGAACUCAGAGGGAAAUAUAUGCUGUCGAACCAGCACAGGCCGCAGCUGCAGAAUUCAGCGCGUGCGGGCAGCCAGAAACCAGGGCCUUUCGUCUUCUUCUACAGACUGCCCAAGGAUAACACGCAGAUCUGUAUUGAUACAAGAACGUAUGGCAACGAAGCCAGGUUUGUUAGGAGAUCUUGCAAACCCAACGCGGAACUCCAACAUUGCAUCAUCAAAGGCGCGCUACACGUCUACUUAUACACUAUUGGGACGAUCCCCUCGAACACAGAAAUAACAGUCGGACACGACACUAACGGCAGCAAACAGCCAUGCGCCUGCGGAAACCCUAAACACUGCAAGAUCAACGGAUUUAAUUCCUCACUAGUUACGAGGAAAAGCAUUGAUUACCCUCCAAGAGAAAAGAGGUGCAGAAACAGGUGUUCCAGCUCAUCUUCCCCUGCAUCGCCACCGCUAGCACCUGUCCUAGCUUCCCCGGCUAAAGAAUACCCUUGCCCAGUAACACCCAUCAAGUUGGAAAAGAAAUCGCCUAUCAAAUACGAAUACUCACCAAUGUCUCCCGUAAAAAGCGCCAUCAUGGCCCUCAACUUUGAUCAGCCGGUGAAAACAGAGGCCCCAGAAGAUACCAAACCAGAAAUGGAUUUAACGGCCAAAGAGGAGAUGAAACCGGAAAUAGACGAGCCGGAUUAUGUGAAAAUGGAGACUGAGGAGGAGAAACCGGCAGAACCGGUUAUGCCAGAACCUGAUCCUCAACCUCAACCUCAACCUGAACCAGAACCAGAACCGAUUAAGGCAGAACCAGAACCAAUCAAAGAGGAAGUGAUUCCUAAAAAGGAAGAAACUAAGGCAGAACCUGAAUCUGAUGAAGAAAAACCUGUAAAACAAGAAGUGCUGAAAGAGGAAAUUAAAGACGAAAUAAAAGAAGAGCCUAAAGAAGUUAAACAGGAGCCUAGUCCAAAGAAAGAGUCUCCUAAAGUGGAAGAAAGGGAGCGUAGGACUAGACGAGAUGGGCUUGAUGAUGAAAGACCGGCUACACGGGAAUAUACAGCCAAGUCGGCGUGCCACGACCGAUCAUCCAGGUCUAGUAGGAACACUUGUACCAACCAGGACUCCUUGGAUGAUAAAACUGAUGAUUCGCAGGACAAACUGCCGACCAACAAAGAGAAGGAUAAGAAGAAAAUGACUCGUGAGGAGCGUAAAAUGGAAGCCAUAAUGAAGGCGUUCGAACGCAUGGAGAAAGCGGAACAGCGCAAACAGGAGGUGAAAGAACGGCAAAAGCGGAGGGAAUCCGAUCCCCACCCAAAUGCGGUGGACAAAGAUGAGGAUGAUGACUUCCAGUGCAGCUCGAAAAAGAGGAAGAAACGCAAAGGCCGCGCCCGCACCACGUCGCAGUCCAACCGGCGGCGCCUGAACUCGGCCGACAGCGACCUGGUGACGUCGGGCGACGAGCCGCGCUCGCCGCGCCCGCCCCGCCCACCCCGCCCACCCCGCAGGGACAGCGCGCCGCACAACAACGAGGCCGACAGGAACAACGAUGCCAUCAGCGAAGAUCUUGGCCUAAGCUCAGCAUGUUUACUAGUAGAAGCCGCCGUCGGUUCAGUGGAAUCCGCCUUUAAACUGCCUAAAACUAAGAAAACGAUGGCAACGGAAUGGAUCGGUCGGUCGCCCGAGCGGACGCCGUCGCCCUACAGAUCUCCGUACAGACCGCCUUUGAUGUCCGCCACAUCUUUAGAGAGCCUCGUGAGAGUUGCCUCGACGAUGAUUGGCGAUUUAAGUGGGGCCCCAGAUUUCCACGAGGAAGAUGCGGCAUCCCCACCCAGAACCCCCAGCCGGGAUCGAAGCAGACCCCCAAAGAAGGCUAGGAGGAUUACUCGGAGUACCCCUCCGACUGAAGUCGUGGAAACGACGCCUACUGUGAUACCCCAGCAUAGUGCUAAGAAACGGUGGCUCAGACAGGCCAUCAGUGAAGAAAGCGAUUCUCCUAAUGCGGAUGCGUUUGUUGCAGAAUCCCCGCCCAACGAAAUAGUGACGCCAUUGAAGAAGCGACGGUUAGCGAGAGAAUCGCUAUCCUGCGAACCUAAUAAUAUUGUGCCUUGUCACGACGAAACGUCACCCAACUUAACGUCCGAGGAUUCUCCGGUGAAGGACGACGGCGGUCUGAUCCGGCAGUACAACGUGCGCGGCAUCAUGGAGGGCGUGUACGGCCGCGACCGCACGCGCUCCGACAGCGGCCAGGGCUCCGACGACCAGUGCCACCCCGACCACGACGUGCUCAACGUCAACGUGGCCACCGCCGACACCGAGCACAUCCGCCGCAUCAUCGGCGUGCCCACCCCCGAGGACGAGCUGCUCCCGCCGGCCAAGCCCGACUUCGCAACCAACAACAACAACGUCGAGCCCGACGACCCGAACUACGACAAGGUCGUCCCGAUGGACAUCGACACCACUGUCACCCCUCAACCGAAAUUAGAAAGCAGUGAACCCACAAACUGUGAUAUAAAAGGAAUGGACCUGCUCAAUGAUAAACAGAACAGUUCCCGAUCCGCAGAUACUAGCGGGAACUCGUCUCCGCAGCGCGACGAGAUGGACGACAUACAGAAGAAGAUACACUCCUUCCACACCGAAAACAUUCUCAUCCUCAAGAGCAGGAACAAGAAACCUCCGAAAGAAAAGCGGAAGAAGGUCAAUCUGAACUUUGAUCUCAACAUGGUGGACGACCAAAUCAGUAUUCAAUUGCGCACAGAGAAAGAAAGUUCGAAGUCGCCAGAGAUUAAUGGUGACAUUCACGACGAUAUCAGCAAUUCGGCGUUACCGGCCCCCGAAAACAUACCUUUGCCGGACGAUCCGGGCCCGAUUCCUCCUCUAGAAGCGAUACCGCUACCGGAGGAGCCGAUGCGGCCUAUAAAGAAGCAAUUUACGGGGAACAUGAGGAACUCCAAACUGGUGAUUAAUGGAGUCAUGCACGACUCGUACACGAUCGGGGACUCGAUGGCUCUGCCGGCGCCGGAGAACAUCCCCCUGCCGGAAGACCAGGGCCUGCUAUCUGUGAUACCGCCGCUGGAGACGAUUCCUCUGCCCGAGGAGCCGCGGCGGCCGCUCAAGGCCCGGGUCAAGCAGAUGAUCGAAAAAGAGGAGAAGGAGGCGUUAUCCAACGAUACAGACUCAAAGUCGUCCGAAGUCAACGGCGAGGUGCACUCCGAAGUGGAGUCCAUUCCUCUGCCGGACGACAUCCCUUCACUAGAGGCUAUCCCUCUGCCGGAGGAACCGAUGGAACCGGUGCGGGUGCCCGCGUCGCCCGCGAGCAAACCUGAAGAAAAACACUUACCGGGGAAAGAUAAACCCUCAGUUCUGGAGAGCCCGCUCCCCUUCUCGUCGAGGUUCAGCUCGACCGGACUGUUUUCGGGGAUCUUCAGCAACUUCUCGCAACCCUACGACGUGCCGGCGUCCGCGGACCCGGUGCCGUCCAUAAUAAAAAGUGCAAUAGAUAGGACUACAAGUUUAGACAAUAGUAUAUUCGACAAAGAUAGUAUUACGGGUGUGGACGAACUGAAGAGUGUGCAGGAGAUACUGACUCGCGUGAGCAAUAUGGACUCGAAUAACAGUGUGCUGCUGUCGGGCGUGCUGCAGACGUCGCUGGCGGAGGCGGGCGCGGCGCACAGGCCCCCGGGCGGCGCCAGGCCCCACGGCGCGCGCGCCGCCGACCCGCGCCUGCACCCGCCGCCGCAGGACAAGCCCAAACCCGUCAGGAGGAAGCUCUCUAUCACCGAAUACCGCAAGCGGCACCGAGGGCCCCUGAGCGAGGAGCCGCACCCGUCGGAGAGCGAGGCGCACGGGCCGGAGUGGUCGUCCGAGUCGUCGGGCGCGUCCGGCGCCGGCUCGCUGUCGCCGCAGCGGCUCGACGCCGCCGCCGCCGCCGCCGCCGACGACCUGGAGCAGAGGCUGCAUCGGGAGCUCGCUAAUGCGCAUUUGCCUAAAGUCGUACCAUCGGACAGCGGGGCGCUUACAGGAGUGUUCGACGCACAGCCUACGGCGUCAGAGCGGCAGCGGGAGAACCUCAGCUCGCGGCUGCGGCGCGAGUUCGGCCUCGCCCUGCCCGAGGACGAGCGGCACGAGCCCCCCGCAGGCGGUGGCGCGGCGCUGCGACAGAUAGAGCGUAAGGCAUAUUUUUGUAAAUCUCACGGCGCGGGGCGCCGCUGUACAGCUGAUCUAAGUUAACGUACGUUUUGUACCGCGGGAGCGCCCGAGCGCUCAAACUGUAUAUUUCCGUUUCACUUCAGUGUUCUUUUCACGGUUUUUCUGCAAGUACAAAUUGUUUUUAUUUCCCUUUGUAAAUAUUGUACAUAGGAGAUGAAUUAAGAUAGGAUGUAGUGGUACAUAUGUAUAAUGGUAUAUUUUUUUUAUGUAUGUAUAAUGUUUAUGUAUGUCGGAUAUAUUUAUUUAAUAGAAGGACCGUCUAUAGAAGGAUUGCUAGGAUUUUUGUACGCAUAAUGUUUAAGUAAAUUAUAGUUGUUUUUA